Molecule: messenger RNA, 2174 nt
Organism: Triticum dicoccoides
Lineage: Eukaryota; Viridiplantae; Streptophyta; Magnoliopsida; Poales; Poaceae
Product: pumilio homolog 24-like
Exons: 8
Coding region: 1331-1819 (162 amino acids)
Biological process (GO): regulation of translation
Cellular component (GO): nucleolus
Molecular function (GO): mRNA binding
Source: RefSeq, a predicted model, not a curated record
AUGCCCGUGCGUUGCUACGGGCUUUUGAAAUAUUUUACAGAUGUUAUAUGAACAUAAUGCAUGUUAAAUUUUACAUAUAGAAAAAAGAUAGCACAACCAUAACCAGGUAAUAAUUGAAGUUCACCUCACUUGCAAUGUAAAAUGACUAAAAAAGGCAAUUUGACGAUGUAUACAUAUAGAGCGAUUAUCCAACUAACAAUUUGUUACAAAUUAAGAAUUGCUUGAUACGCUUAAAAUAUUCUCACAUAAUAUCAGGAUUGUUGUCUUUAACAUCAUUCACACGAUAUUUGAUCAAAUAUAAUACAAACUUCUUUCUCAACUCAUUCCCAUCCUGCGCAAAAACACUAUGUAGUUAGCAUGAAUACUUCGUGAACGUCACCAGAAUACAUCUCUAUCUCUCACAUAUAUGCAAAUAAUCAUAUUUAACAUGUACCUUUUGUAUUAUUAUGUAUAACAUACAUAUAAAGAAGGAUUAUUUUCUCGUGAUGUUUCAGUACGACCCAUCAUUGUUACGUCAUUGCCUAUGUCAGUUGCUAUUUUUAAAACACUAUCCAAGUCCAUCACUUUUUAAUCUCCGUUGAAGAAAACUUAAACAUAUAAACAUAUAAAAAUAUAAGAAAUAUUUUAUACUACAUUAUAUAAACAUUUAUAAUAAAUUAAAAUAAAAGUGAGACUAACACAACUUUUUAUAUUUGCAAAAAUGUUUUUUAGACAAAUUUGCAAAAAAAACUAACUUUUAUUUGACGAGGAAAUAAAACUAACUGAGUACCCCUAAUUAGAUUUUUUUAGACAGCCUGAGGCGUUCAUCCAGGGCCCAAAACUCUUUGAGCAGCGGAUGGGCCAGCCCAAGAGUGGACGGGCCGAGCUAGAGACUGAUAGAUUUCUUCUGUGUUUUCUUUUCCACCUACUAUACAUCUUAUCCAGUUCUCAAAGAAAUACUAUACAUCUUAUCCUCACGGCAUCACACAGUCCUCUAACUCUCUCAGCUCGAGCCUGAUCCCGUCCCUGCCGCUUCCCGUCCAUAGACGGCGUCGCCGCAUUCUUGUCUCCCCUCCACGGCGUCGGCCGGCCCCUCCUCUCCCAGCCAUCUCUCCUCCAUGUCGCGCGCCGAGCCCGUCCUCCCUUCCCUCGAUGGCUUCGUCCGCAUCCUCCUCCGACUGCCACGGUGGCUCGAUUGGUUCGAUCCACCGCCAUCCACGCCCGACAGGUUAUUCCGACGAUGGGGCGGCGGCGAAGCUUAGCGCGAUGACAGAGCCUUCCUCCAGCUCUACCAAGAAACCCUCGCUCUCCAUCCGUCUUCCUCCCUUUGCCAGCACCACCUAGCGUCGCCAUGGUCGGUGGCCGCGACCACCAACAAGAGGAAUCGCGAGGCGGCGGCGGCGGCACCAAGGGGAAGCCGCAGCCCGUCACUGCCAAGGAAAAGCGGGUCACAGCUAAGGAAGUGUCGGAGUCGAGGAAGCCCGACUACAACCUUAAGAAAGACAUCGAAGUACUAUGGGGAAAGAUGAUAGGUCGUCAUUUGAGCAAGGAGGAUAUAAUCAAGCUAGUUACCGAGGCCCUCCGUAAAAUGGAUUGGAAAUAUUUGGAAUUUCUGGAUCCCAUACAUGUGUGUAGUGGUUCUCACACUCAAGAGAGUGGCAAGGUUAGGACGCAUAUUAUCAGAAUCUUGAAGAAGCAGAUUAUGAAGCUUGAUGUCAGUGAUUAUGGAUGCCUUGUUCUAUUUGAAGAGCUGACAAAGCAGUUAAAGGAAAUCAUAUUGAUAAGACCGGGAGACGCCAAUUGCUGCAGCUAUUGCACACACUUUGCUCACAUUAUCUGACUCCGGCUGAUUCAGUUUGUCUGAAUUUCAAUGUGCCUUCCCUUAUUUCACUAAAAAAAUAUCAGUAUAUAUAACACCACCUAAUAGUACCAACGAAUGACGUACGAACUGCUCCAUUAGGAGUAGAGAUACGUAGUUCCUUAUCCAUGUAUUUCUAACAAGAGAUUCUAUGCAACUGAAGUUUAAGUCAUUAUUUUUAUUUCUAUAUGAUAUUAGAUGCCUCAGGUUUUUACCAUAUUGAGAAGCAGAUGAAUUAGAAAGAAAUAUGAAACCUUAGUAAUUUUGUUCUUCUUUACCAAGUCACUGUCCAAGCAUCUUCCUCCUGCAUAUGUUGGAAACUUCACGCUGUCUCUUG